AUGCAGCUCAAACUUAUCACCGCCGCCAUCGCCUCCCUAGCGGUCGGCAGCGCCAUCGCCGGGCCAAUCCCUCAGCCUUUGGAUGUAGAAGUACGACAAUCCUCCCCCUCCUCCCCUUCAACCCACCUUCUCCAACGAUCAACAUCAACAACCUACCGCUACUUCCCUCUCUCCCUCGAACUCCUCUCCAUGGACGCCCUCGCCCUCUACGCUCGUGCUGAGCAGGACGCGCAGGCCCAGCAAGCCCAGCAGGCCCAAGCCGCCGCCCAAGCCCAACAAGCCGACCAAGCGCACCAAGGCCAGCAGGGCGCCCAAGCCAAACAGGGCGAACAAGCCAAGCAAGGUGACCAGUGGCUCUUCCCCGGCGGCAUCAACGCCGGCGUCUCCUACAACGGGCUCGGCUACGGCGCCUACUUCAAUGGCCUGGGCAUCAACGCCUAUGCUCGCGGGUACGGCAAUGCUUACUUGUAUAACAAUGCUUACCGCGGGUAUGGAUAUGGCCGCCGUGGGUGGAAUCGUUGGGGUUGGUAG
Molecule: messenger RNA, 531 nt
Organism: Zasmidium cellare ATCC 36951
Lineage: Eukaryota; Fungi; Ascomycota; Dothideomycetes; Mycosphaerellales; Mycosphaerellaceae
Exons: 3
Coding region: 1-531 (176 amino acids)
Source: RefSeq, a predicted model, not a curated record